AUGGGUUUCCGAUUUCGAGUUGCAGUCGGUGCCUACAGGAUCUCCCGAAGAGUGACCCGAGGUGGCGGUGUGUCGGAAGGGUGUCUCUUCCUGUCGGCAGCGGACCACACGAACCACUCCCGGAUCAGUAGGAGAUGGCACAUAGGAGAUCAUUCUCAUUCCCACUCCCACCAUCAUCAUCACCUGGGAGGUAAGGAGGCCGAUGGGGUGUUCAAGCUGGGCCUUGCUGCUGACGUAGCCCUCGCCGUGGGCAAGGGUCUGGCAGGGUACCUCUCCGGCAGCACGGCUGUCAUCGCCGAUGCUGCACAUUCCGUCUCCGACAUCGUGAGUUCCGUUCUAAUACCCCAAGGGUUUUCUAUUGUUCUUCUUGUUUUUUCCAUUGUAUCCUCCAUCAAGUCUUCGGUGGAUUUCUGCGCUACUGGCGCUGGUUUCUUUGGACCUCCUAGCAGUCGUAUGCCGUGGCAAAAUAAUGCUUCUGUGGAGAUGCAGGGAUCCAAGCGGAGAUUGUGUAUCAGAUCACUCUAAUAGAGAGAUACUAUCCGAAAUUGAGCAUGUCGGAUAUUAGUAUGAUACAUGGUAAAGUUAGAAUGAUUGACAAUAAUCCACGUCUCCAUCUUCAAAUAGUCGGGAAUUGGAUAAUGGUGAUGCUUUUCCUACUAAAAAAUAAAAAUGAAAUGAAAUGAUUGAGUGAGUAAUGCAUAAUAAAUAAGCAAUCUGUGUUUUGAGGUUUGAUGUCCAUUAUCAUCCUCUAAAAAGAAGGAAUGGUUCAAAAAAUGGAAAUGAUCUGGAGAAGCCUGUGUUCAUUACUGUGAGGAAAUGAUUACUUCAGGCUUUUAUUUUUUUCAUAAUUGAGGAUUAGAAAGGUCCUCAAAGCGAAGACAAUGAUAAAAUCCCUAUGUCCCUCUAAUAUUAGCUACUGAAAAGCACCUAAAAUUUUGUCAGGGUUGGACUAGGUCUUAGGUUUCAUCUAGGAAUUACGUUUUCAUGUGUCAGGACACGUUGGCAUUCUUUUUUACUGAAAGUGGAUCAUUUCCUUCUGUUCAUAGAGCCCUAACAUAGUACUUAUGAAAACACCAAGUUUGCUAUUGAGCAUUUCAUUUUCUCAAGGUCCGUCUUUUGCACUUUGGACGUCUACCAGGUGGGCAUUUUAGAAUAAGUUUAAUAUAUAGUUUACUCACAGUCUUUAUCGUUCUCACAUAACGCACUACUUUGGUAGCUUCUCCAAAUACCUUUUCCCAUUAGAGAAUUCUGUCAAGAGUUACUGCCCACUAUAGAGGAUAAAAGAAUUGGAACAGUGACAGUUGUUUUUGGUGAUGAAACCAAGGAGCAUUGUUAUAAACGCUGUCAGUUCUUUAACAGAAGAGUCGUUGAGAGUUUCCAUCCAGUAGAUCUUCAUCAGCUACAAUCCAGUUUCAGAUGUUCUCUUUCUUCAUCUUCAAGGAUAACACAGUGGUGUCAUUGUCAAAACGAUAUGUAAAGCAUUAUCAUGUUGUAUGAGACUCCAUUGUUCAACUUAUGUUCGCCUGUGAUUGCUAAUGUACUAAGUGUAUGACGUCAGAGUUGCCCAUGGCUCCAGAAAGAAAUCUGCCACCAUGUUACUUAACCUUCCAUCAAAGGCAAGUUGAGGAGGAUAAAUAUUGGCGUCUAGAAACCAUUUUCGAAGCAAACCUGUAACCAUACCUACAAGGUGGCCUGCACUUGCCAUUAUCAGAAAGGCAUGCGACUUUGACAUUCAGAGUGGGGGAUGGGUAAGAUCAGGUAAUGCGUGAAAGGCUGAGAUGUCUUUCAUCGAGGAUUGUGAUCAAGCCCUUUUCAUUAUUGAGCAUGUAACAAAUUUUUUAAUGGCCUUUCAAUAUUUAAAGGACUGUGGAAGACCUGACUUCUAUAUUUAAGAUUUGUUAGGCUUAUCUUUGUUCAGAGAGUAAAUGCCAAAAAAAAUAAAUUAUAAAAAUGGAAAAUAAUCCUCUAUUUUUUUUCAUCAGUAAAAGUUGUUGAGUGUGAUGCCAAAUCUUAUGAAUCUUUGUAGACACUUUCUGUCAGAUAAAUCUCGAGUGCUGCUUUACAAUUCUAAAAUUCACUGUGAAGUUUGAUCACCAAACAGAAUCUGGGCUAUACAAUGGCCUCAAUUCUUUACAAAUUUCUAUGGUAUUCUUUAGUGAUUUAUUUUCUCAUGCUGUUUUCGUCAAUAUAUUUCAUCAUUUUGGAUUUGCAUGUAUCUGAUUGUGUUUGUUUUUUAGUAUUGAAAAUUGAUGAACUAAUUACGUUUUUCAUUCAUGGUUUCAUUUUGACAGGUUCUGAGUGGUGUUGCUUUAUGGUCAUUUAGAGCUGCCAGAGUUCCUAAAGACAAAGAACACCCAUAUGGUUUGGAUCUACAUUUUCGAUGGAUACCUAAAUCUGCUUCAGUGAUAUCGUGAAGAUCUAUUAUGCUAUUAUUGAUGAAAUAUGACAUUCUUCUGCCUUAAUUUUUCCAUCUCUCUCCCCAAACCUCCAGUAAAACCUUACUUCUAAACAAUAUUGAAAUGCAUCAUUCCUUGCAUAGAGUAUUGUCCUUUGGAACUUUGAUUGUUAAUGAUUCGAUGACAAUUUUUUUGAAUAAAGCUGGCUUCCCAAAAUGGCAAUUUGGUUUCUUUCUUUCUCAAUAUCCAGGUGUCAUUUAGUGUGUUUUUUCACCAGUACACUUUGCAGUGACAUUAGGAUUUCAUCGCAAGUGGUCCUUACUGUUCUCUAAUUUUACCUUCCUUACGACAGAUUCCUAUACUUCAGUCUCAUGAAUCUUCUUGAAGGGGUCUUGUUAAUCUUUUAGGCUAUAUUAAAUGUUGUGGCUGUUCUCCAGUUCUACAGUCAUUUAUAGUUUUUCUGGUAUUUUGCAUGUCCAGAGCCCGUUUUUCCGCUGACCUAUAUGGCGUCCUGGAAAGAACUCAUUUUAACAAGAGUGUCAUUUGGUAUCCACAGAAAAUUCCAUUUUCCUUUUGGGGGAAAAAGGUUAGUUUGGCCGGUUGUAAGGUAUAAUUGAAGUAUGGAUGUCAGCUUUUCUAUUAUAGUUGCCAGAGGUACACGAUAUUUGGCAUUGUUAUCAAAACAUUCAGUAAUUGGUAUCCCAUGAAAUAUUGUAGAAAGAAGUGCUCUGAAGUUUACGAUAGCGAGUAGCAUUUCUUUCUCUAUUGAUUGGUAAAAUUUCCAUAUUUUUUAGUGCUUAGGAUAUGAUUGACGAAUAUUUUCUUUACUGAGAUGAAGUAUCUGCUCAAUUCUUCAGGGUCUUUCUGUUGAGAUAAUGAAAUAUUUGGGAAUGGGUGGUGACUUGUUGUAGGAAAUGUUAGUAGUCAUUGCGUGGCACAGAGAAUGGUUUUAAUAGGUCAGUAUGCACUGGUUCUGUGAUAAAGGAUAGGAUAGUAGGAACUUUCAUUUUUACCUCCCCUCUCCUCACUUUAUUAUAGCUCUCUUGUUGUUAUUGUUAUUGCUGCUUUUGCUCUUCAGCUUGGAAGAUAAACAGACAAACUACUGCCGAAGAGACCUCACAUAAAAUGGUCCGAAGAUGUUCAGGAUUUCCUCAAUUAGUGUGGGAAUUGAAUGAUUCUCCACGCUUCAUAUUGAUUUCAAAUAGUGGAUGGUGGAUGUACUAAUGAGUUCUCCAAACAUGUGAUGCACCUAAACAGUAAAGUGGGUCAUUUGCAACCAUAGAUUGUAGCGACUGACAUCCUAUUCAAUGUUACCGCUUACCCUUGAUAUUUUGUUUUCGUUGUUCUUCUUGUAUUUCAUUGAAAGUGGUCUGUGCUGUGUAAUCAUUGAAUCUUAAAAGGCCUUUUUGGUCGAGGUUCCCUCAACAUUGAAGCAAUAGUCACAGUACAUUUGUAGUAGAGCCCGAGGGCUGCCAAAGAAUCAAUUUAUUCAUGCAAAGGGGGGUCCCUUUCUCAGGGCAUGGUAUUACUACUCUCCUGGCAGGUACCUACUCCAUAUGGUCGGCCUCUCUGGCUCCCUUUUUGCUGCCUCUUUGAGAGAAAGGAAACCCGUAGGCCAAUUUCUGAUUCAUUGAAGAGAAUAUUUUUCCUCCGAUUUUCAACUUUUUUGAAACCCUUCUCACGUGCAUAAGAAUUUUUAAAAUUUGUUCUGCAUGAUUCUUUAAUUAUUCUUAUAGGUUCUCCUAUACGUGCAAUUUCUUUUUGACAUUUUGUGUUUGACCAUUUGUAUAGAUUAGGAGGUGUGACUGAAUAAUUGAUAUGGUAUCACUUUCGUUUGUUUCCCUCAGGACAUGGUAAGUUUGAGAGCCUGGGAUCUCUUGGGAUUUCCUGUAUGCUUUUAGCAACCGCAGGGGGUAUUGCCUGGCAUGCAGUACAUGUUUUGCAGGUACGAAAUCUUUCAUUUUCUCGUAACUUAUGGUAGCUCCCUUUGGUGCGGUUUUUCCACAGUAACAUUAAACAUUCGCAUGAUAUGACAUUUUUCCUAAUUCUUACUGUCUUAUUUCAUUGGUUAUACUAAUAUUUAUUUGAAAGAAAAAUUAAAAUUUAUGCUUAGGAAUUAAUGGUGAAGUUACUAUUAUAUGAAGUGAAAUGAUUCCUUACCUGUUUCUCUUUCCUGAUCAGGACCUAUACGUAUCAACAACUGAUGUUAUUAAUCAUUCUCUUGUACAUCAGCAUCAUAGUCACGUUCACAAUGGCCAACAUCAUGGGAUUGACUUGGAUCACCCUGUCCUGGCUUUGAGCGUGACCAUUAUGUCAAUCCUUGUCAAAGAAGGGUACAUUAUGAUACCUAGAUAUUCUUGAUACCUCUCCUGUAACUUAUUUGCUGAUUUGUUGGUAAAUAAGAAAUUACUUCAAGAAGUGGGUUAAAAGCUUCAUAUUAUUAUGAUUGAAUCAUUUCAUGGAACCACUGUGUGUAUUUUACUGCAUCUACAUUAACAAGUGGGAGUAAUGAGUAGGCCUUAGUAUGAUGUAAUCUUUUUGGCAGAAACUAUUAUAUUUUUGUCUACUUUGUUUCUGAAAAUUAUUUUCAGUGCUGACUAAUAUGUCAGUGUAUGUCAAUAGUAGGAUAUGCCAGAGGCCUGAUGGUCUGUGUCUCUACGUUCAUCUCUUGCCCGCCCUUAGGUUGUUUGGUGUUAAAGGAAUUUAUCUUUCAUUCUGGAGGUGAUUAAAUUUGUUCGACAAUUGAAUGAUGAAAGUUUAAAUAGCCAAGAAAUCUUAUUUGGUGUUGCCUUAGUAUCAUCCUAUGAGAUGGUCCUAGCUUUCUUAAAUUUCUAUGCGAAAAAUUGUGCGGUCCUUACUUUCUCUAACUUCAUCUUAACAGAGUAAUUCACUAGAUUAGACUUGCUUUACCCUGAAUAAAACUAUACUAUGUUACCCAGCAGGAGUGGAAUUCAGUUUUCCUUGAUAAAAAUAUUUUUCUUGUCGCUUUGUUCUGCGAAUUAUUUAUAAAUGCUUUGGUAUUUAAUGAGACAACUUUUUUAUCGGUUAAUAAUCGUGCAUUACUAUCCACUUAUAGAAGGGUUGAUUCCAUGUUUAACCUCACAGUGCUUGUACUAUCAGGUGGUGUUGUGAUGUCAAAUUGCAUAAUUAUACAGAUAGUUCCUCAGCAUAAAACAACAGGGUUAUUUUAGAUGAUGAACUUGUUCUGUGAAAGAAGCUUCAAUAGUACGAAGUAUCUUCCGAAGAUACAUGUGCAACUUUAAAUGCUACAAAGUUCAUUAUUGUUCGAAAAAACUUUACUUUUAUACUAUGAAUAUGUAGAAAUCUAAUUGGUCAUUUGUUGAAUGCAAGGCUUUAUUGGAUUACAAAACGUGCUGGAGAUAGGGAAGGAAGUGAGCUAAUGAAAGCAAAUGCAUGGCACCAUCGUGCAGAUGCUGUGUCAUCAGUAGUUGCUCUAAUUGGCAUAGGUAACGAGCCUAAUCUUGGAUUAUGAUUUCAUUUCCUGAACAUAUUCUUUUGACUUAAAUCUUUCUUUGCCUUGAGUUUUACGGGUUGGACUAUUCACUUCAUUUCUCUGUUAAAAAGAAAUGUAGAAUAUAUUUACCUCUAUGUUUAAGUAUCUUUUGUUGUAGAAUGCAAUUUGAGCAUUAAAAAUUUGUUAACACCUCUGCUUAUAAUGACAUUGAUGACUAUGCUACCUUUAUAAAAGCAAAUAAUAAUUUUCAACCAUGCAAUUGUGCCAUCUGAGAUUUCAGUAGUGUAGUUAUGGAAGAAAAACAAUUACCUUUUGGGAACCUUAGAUUGGAAGAUCAUCAAUUGAGAUUGAUGACUUUGUGAUUCAGGUAAGGAUUGGUACAGAAGAAUGUUGCUACCAGAAGGCAAGGGCUUUAACACAGUAGAUUUCGUGUGACUUUAUUUCUUAGCAGAGAAGUUGAGCUAUAUGACAACGUCAUGUAUGACACUAAUGAGAAGAAAGUGUUCGCUGUUCAAAUUUAUAACCAUGGAGGAUAUUGAGAAAAUCACCAACUAUUAAUCUAUAAAAACGUUGAUAGCUAAAUGAGAAACAAUAGAGUUUAUUCUGUCGAAGUAGGUACUUCUUCUGUAGUAAGAUAGAUUCGUACAUUUAUGACGAGUCUUCGAUUUUAUUUCAUCUUUACUGGAGAUACCUUGUCCUUUACGUCAUAUUAUCAUACACGUUUUAAGUUACCUACUAGAAUAUAUGCUCUGCCGUUUAGUGGAUAAGUGUGGAUUAUUCUGUUUUCUUUCAUUUUGACUUCGGAUGAAGACGAAUCAGAGGUAGUAGUACUUUUACUGAUAUGCUUCUUAAACUAGAGGGUCAUUGAUUGAUCAUAAAUGUUAUCAUUGAUCAUUGUCUCUGUAAAUGCUUCAAAGCAUAAUGUAUAAUUCAACAAACAAAAUAAUUUAUUACCAGUAUAGUUAUAUCAUUAAGAGUUGUAAUCAUCACAAAAAAAGUUUUAAUCAAUUUUUUUCAAAGCAUUUCCUAGGGGACCAUUCUUAUACUGCUUGUUUGUGAGUACCAAAGGCCAUUGUCAUUGAUUGAUGGCACAUGCUUGUUUGAGAAUAAGUGGCCACUGUCUUUCUCGAAUGGCACAAACAGGGAUUCGUAUAUGCAUAGCUCCAUUCCUGAACAUCAUAUUCUCUUCAGCUGGAAUAUAGUAUUUAUAAUAUAUUUAAUAAAUAAUAACAUCUUAAUUAUUCAUAUGAUCUGUGAAAAUUUAUGAAACUAUGUUAUACAUAUAUUGUAGCACUUUUUAGAAAGUUCAUUUACGAUGUCAUUGAAAAUUCUUUCAACAUAAUAAAAAGCAUCACCUAAUGCCUCACCUUGUUUCUUAUAAAGUAAGGCAGUAAUCCGGUGUAUUAGGGACCAUAAUCAGCUUUGUUUCAUGUGCUAAUUUAAAAAUACUAUACUCAAUCGUUGAUAGUGUGCCUAAGUUCAGUAAUGUGAUAAGACCAUAACACUAAUUAGAAGUUUAAUGCAUUUGUUGGUCCCUGCAAUUGACAAGAGUAAGGAUUGAAGGGCUAUUAAAAUUGCCACAAGUGGGUAUGGGUAAGGCUGCUAUUAAAUUGUGGAAAGUGUGAAGAAAUCUAUGAUGCAAACCUUACAGGAAGCGAGCUAAGAAGAAAAUUUGGAAUCGCCUUUCAUUUGUGUAGUUGUGAGCCUUUGGUGGACUGGAAAAUGCUAGAAAAAAUCUUAAACAGACGAACUAAUGAUUGGCUUAUUUUAUCAUUAGAUUUCACUUAGAAUCUUCGCAACUGAUUUGUCCUGGACUAUGUCAAUGUGACUGAUGUGAGUCAGUUGAGCUAGCAUUAUAAAAGUUUGAUACUCGUUACUCGUGUGUUUUAACUAAACCUAGAUACUUUUCACCAGUCAUUUUAGAGGCAUUUUUAUAGAAAUCUCCACUGUUGAUGAGAUUUUUUCGUUGAAUUGAUUCUCGAAAAUAAAUUGUGUAGAGCUUAUAUAUCCACUCCGUUUUUUUUUCUAUUGAUCAGCAAAAAAUGGUCCAGUAUAUUCUUUUGUUGAAGAGUUUAUUCUCCUUCAACACUUUUACUCCAAAAGCACGGACCUUGAAAAAAAUAACUUUGUUUUCCAAUAGGAUGAUGGUCUUUUUUCCUUUUUGCUUUCACCUGCGUUAUGCUAUUUUGGAUAAAAUCAUAGCGCGGUUCACAUCUUUAAAGAAUUUGAAAUUUUAUAUUUUACUGUCUUCUGAGUCGUUUGUUGAGGUUCACCUUGGAUUUGUGUUUUUCACUGCAGGAAGUGCUAUUCUUGGAGUGCCAUUUCUGGAUCCGCUCGCUGGGGUUGUUGUAUCAGGGAUGAUCCUUAAAGCAGGGAUGGGAUGUGGUUACCAUAGGUGAUUCAAUCUCCCACGUUUUUUUUGGCUAGUUUAGUCCAGUGACCUUAUGACAUAAGGUACUUUAUUGAAAAGAAUGGUGCCAUUGAAAUAGUUUCACUUAUGAGUAUCAGACAAGAGAAACUUUAUUUACUUAAAGAGCUCUUCGUUAAUGAGUUCCAAUUAUUUGAAUGAUCUGUGGGGGAGGAUUAGUGGGUGUAAAAUUCUUAAUGAUACAAUGAUGUAAACUUUUUUAUACCUCUCAAUGAUCUAUUGUUUUCCAUCAAUUUGAUAUGUUUGUAGUCUCAUGGAGCUUCUUGAUGCUGGAGUCCCUCUCCCCAUUCUAUUACCCAUUAAACAGACAAUACUUCGCGUUGAAGGUGUGAAGGUAAGCCUCAAUGUUCGGGACAAUUUAGUAUGCUUUAAUCGUAUACUUGGGCGGAAAUAAUUUAUUAUUACGGUAUAUGCAAGUAAAAUCCUAUUAGCAUAGUUUUCUAUACCCAAAAUAUAUUUCGCAAAUCAAAAAAAUGAAUCAAAGAAACAUGCACGGUUUCUAGGAUGGCAGAUUAAAAUCUAGAUCCAGUAUGCUGUAUCAGGAAGGUUGGUUGAUCUUACUCACUAUUUUCUCUGUCAUUUCAAAGAAGGUUGAUCGGCAGAGACUUGAUCAUGUCUCCUCAAUGUCUUUAUACAGGUCUGUCCCUUGUCCCAACGGUGUAGGUGUCACGUUAUCAUCCUCAACUUUAAAAACUACUAGUCACCAGUGCAUGCAACAAACCUAGAAUCAUCGCAAAUGUCUUGUUGGACACCUUCAUCUCAAUUCAAAGUUUCCAGAUUGCAGGUGCUGUUUUAAGACCUUUUAGUUGAUAUUUGCCAUAACUCUGGAUCUGGCUCCCAUUCUGGCGACUUAUCUCCAACAUUAUUUUUAAUUAUCUUGAGGUUAUUUGAUUGGGGUAGUUGUCACAUGAUGCAUUGAUUCGCACUCUGCAUCAGCUUUGUGUCGGGCCUGGGUUGAUCAUAAACUAUUAGUCACUCAGAACAGUCUGAGUUGCCUCUUAGCUGGUGCUGAUUAUGAUCCUUUGAAUUUGGAAUCUAGUUACCCAGUUCUUUUUCUUCUUCUUCGAGUCCAUUGAUGCCUUGCUUACUAAACUGCAUUUCUUUUUUUAUUUCUAUGCAACGAAGUACAAAUGUUUACCACUGGAAUUAUGUAGUUUUGUCCUCCUAGUUGACCUAGUCUUCUUAAUGUUAUCGUGAUUGGAUGAUAUUCUUAAGGAUUUUUUUUGGGAGAGAACUUAUCAAGUGAUACUUUUCUGUUUCUUCUUUGAAAUUUGAGGAAUCUUCUGCCAUUAUCCAGCACCAUCCUUGAGUUGAUAUCUUCUUUCUCUAUGUCGCUGACCGAUAUGUUCCUGUACCACGGAUCAGAUAAGCAUGAAAAAGCUGCUUAUGAGUACAUGUUCGUUGCAUUGGAGAUAUGGUAAUUUGUGGCCAUGGCAUAUUUCAAUGGCUACUUGCUAUCGCAGUCGCGCAUUUGCAUAUUCAUCAUCGUCAAAAAUCCCAUUUUUCAUUGAAAUAUACUGCAAUUGGGAUCUAUUGAAUUCUUUUUUCAUACCAGACCUUAUGCUACUGUCACAGGGAUGCCAUCAGUUGAGAGGAAGGAAAGCUGGUUCAUCUUUAUAUCUUGAUGUACACAUUGAGGUGUGUCAUCUUAUGUUUCUCCGUUUAGCUAGUGGACAAUUUACUGUUUUUUCUGUAGUACCCUCUUUCAUGAAUAGGGCAUUGAGUAAUUCUUUGCUGUAUGAUUUUGUUGUAUGUAACAGUGCAAUAGUCCUUUUAUACUAAGCAUAGAUUCUCCUUCUUUGUGGUUGUUGAGGAGCUUCGUUUUGGUUAGUUUAAGAGCUGGGGGAUGCAGGCGAUCGUAGGGAGGACAACAGUCGAGAGUCAUGUUCAAUAGUGAGGGCUAACCGAACUUUUGAGAGAGGCCUCAGUUCAUGGAUUAACCAAUUCCCCUGCAUGCAUUUGUUCAGCUUCUUUUCAGAUAAUGUUUUGAUUUAAUAGACAUUCUGAGAGAAUAUCAGACCUUCCUGCAUGCAUCAGUUCCUGUAUGCUCUUUGUUAAAUUUUACUUUUAUUUUUAUAAUUUUGAUGAAGAAUUCUUACAGCUGGCAGCAUAAACACUGCAGGUAGAUCCAUUCCUAAGCGUUAGUGCUGCUCAUGACAUUGGUGAAAAUGUUCGGCAUGAAAUCCAGGAAUUUCACGAGGAAGUUGCAGAAGUAUUCAUACACAUUGGUACUCUUACAUGAUUUCGUUGAAACUAUGUACUGUUCAGUAAUUGACAUUUAAAAUGUAAGGGCAUUCGUUUAAAUCUUAUAAACUCUGAUUUAUUUUGAUACAGACAGUUAAGAAUGUGCUCUUCGCCCUUAUUACUAACGAAUAGCUAAAUCUAGUGACGAAGAGCUGAUGUUGCCGAGAUAACUUCUUUCUCUCAUUUACAAAAGGUACACCAAUUGGUAGUGGAGAUGAAGGUUAGGGUAUAUUGUAUAUAUAAUCCAUAUAUAUGUAGACCGAUGGUUUUCAUUAUAAAAAUAUCCUUCGCUUUGCUGCUAUGGGUCAUUGCUCAAUUAGCUUUGUGAUGGCUCGCAGCACUCUUCUAAACUGCACUGGGGAGAGAAGCUUUGGGCGACCUGGAGAUAUUUUUAUUUUUUUCACCUUUUGUUUCCUCUUUUUUCCAGUGAAAGGAGCAAGCUCUUCGAGGAUGCAUCAUUAUAAAGAAACAACGUAGCACAUUAAUUUUAUGACUUGCAAUCCACUUGUAUCAAUGUUUGAAUGUGCUUUUGUGUUCCUGCAUGUUCCAUAAUGUGGAAAACUAGUUUUUUAAUUUUUUUUAUCAUUUUAUUUUAUCUUGGGGUUUAUCCAACGGAGUAGCAGCUCAUAUCUGACAGCUGACUCUAAAUUUUCCUGUGAAACCUGCUGCAGAUCCCUCAGUUUCUGACUUAUCCAAUAUUAAGUCAGGCCAGCAGAAUAAUUCAAAUGGCUUCCACGAGAGAGAUGUUGUAGCACUUGUUCAUAGUAUUUUUUCAUCACAGUUUCCCAAGGUAUGCUCUGGCUCAUACGCAUGUUUAUUAAAUGGAGCUUUGGAUGUUCCAAUUUUUUAAUUUUUUUCUGAAACUUAUUGAUUUGGAUAAACAUCCUAAAUCAGAUCUGCGCAUGAUUCCAACACGGAUUAAACUGGGGUUUCUUAGUCACGGCGUCGAAUCUUUUAUCACACAUCAUUACUUGAUUUUGCUAUUCUGCACUGCAUUACUUCUUCCCAUUUAGUCUCAAAGGAUCAUUAUUUUUUAUUAUACUCACAGCUAAUUGAAAGAAACUCUGCUCAAGCAGAUGCAUUUUUGCAUUUUUUUAUAUCGAAUAUCCAUUUUCUCAUAUUUUUAGUAUGAAUCUUUUUUCCACUUCCUUUUCAAAGAACCCUUUUUUCUCAUUAUGUUUACUAAACCUUUGGUUAUUGGAAGAUGUCUCUUGAGCACAUAACAUGGCAUUCGUUGCAAGGGAAGAUCUUCCUCCAGAUUCUGGUCUCAAUGGCACCAGACACACUGAUAAGGUGAAGCCCCGCCCCUCUGAUCCCCCCAUGUCAUUGGAGAUCAUGUGCCUGACUCCGUGAUUUCUUCUUUUCCGGUGGAUUCCCACAGGGAAGCCAUGGAGAUGGCAAAGAAGGCGGAGAAGGAAGUACUGACGGGUGAUUGCAGCCUGAACCAAGUCAGCGUUCAGCUGAGAUUGGGUCAACAGAUCCCUCAAUUUGGUCAGGAAAAGCCGAAUCUUGAUGAAAGAAGGCAAGAAAGUUAG
This is a messenger RNA of Spirodela intermedia, 12078 nucleotides long. Lineage: Eukaryota; Viridiplantae; Streptophyta; Magnoliopsida; Alismatales; Araceae. The record is from the annotation of a GenBank genome assembly.